Melitaea cinxia (Glanville fritillary) is the source of this 2246-nucleotide messenger RNA. It is a transcript of the gene fax, whose product is annotated as failed axon connections. Lineage: Eukaryota; Metazoa; Arthropoda; Insecta; Lepidoptera; Nymphalidae. Gene Ontology annotation, cellular component: cytoplasm. The transcript has 6 exons. The coding region runs from base 214 to 1335 and encodes 373 amino acids. The record is from RefSeq and is a predicted model, not a curated record.
UUGUAGUCCAGUGCGGCGUGAAUAUUGAAUAGCGUUGCUUGGCAACCAGUUAUUCAGUCAGUUGACUAUCUGUUGGACGGCUUUGCGGUAGUCAGUUACAUUGCUAACGCUGCUAACGCGCCCUGUGUUAGCGGUGGUGAACUAACGAUAUUUAAAUUAAAAAAAAAAACGGGAUUCGAUUGUGUGUGAAGACUUAUGUAAAUUACUUUCACCAUGGCUACAGAAGUAAUAAAUAACGUACCAGAGAAUACAGAAAAAGAGAAAGAAUUAAAAGACGACGCUGCGGCGGAUAAUGGUCAAACAAAAGAAGAAGCUCCGGCUUCUGGAGAAAAGAUAGAAACGAAAGUAGCUGAGGAAAAAAAGGCUGAGCCCACUCCUCCUAAGCCUACCGUGCACAAAGUUAAUUUCGAAAAAGAUGUCGUAUAUUUGUAUCAGUUCCCAAGAACUCCAUUGUUGCCGUCAACUUCGCCGUAUUGCUUGAAAGUUGAAACAUGGCUCCGAUUGGCUGGUAUCAAGUACGAGAACGUCGAUCACAAGGCAAAAUUCCGCUCCAAAAAGGGACAGCUUCCAUUCGUGGAGCUCAACGGCGAAGAGAUAGCCGACAGCACCUUCAUUAUCAAAGAACUCUCUGAGAAAUACAAUAAAGAUUUAGAUGCUGGCCUGACGCCCGAUCAGCGGGUAGUCACGCACGCGAUGAUUUCGAUGAUCGAGAAUCAUCUUUCGUGGGUGAUUUUGUGGUGGCGCGCCAAGUACCCUGACAGUGUUAUCAAAGGAUACCAAGUGAAUCUGCAGAAUGCACUGAACACCCGCCUCCCGAACCCGAUACUCAACUUCUGCUAUAAAUUCACCUCUGGACGCAAGGGGAUGAAGAAGGCGAAGGCUCACGGUAUCGGGGUUCACACCCAGGACGAGAUCAUCGAGUUUGGGAAGAACGAUCUCCGUGUGCUCUCCGACCUUCUGUCUGACAAACCGUUCUUCUUCGGAGAUGAGCCGACACUCCUCGACAUUGUAGCGUUCGCAAAUCUCGCUCAAUUACACUUCAUAGACAAGGAAGUUCAGCACGCGCUGCGCGAUGCCCUAAACGAAUCGUUCCCUAAUUUAGUAGGGCUCGUAUCUCGUAUCAAAGAAAGGGCUUAUCCCGACUGGGAUGAAAUAUGCGCUAUUGAAACUGCCGCUGCAGUUGCUAAGAAGGAAAAAGAGAAUAAGGAAGGAACCGGACCCGCUGAAAAACAGGCGAUCCCUGAUGACGCUGAAAAGGGAAAGGGUGACGAAAAGGAGAAGGAGUUAGAGAAAGAGCCGGAAGAGAAGGAGAAAGAAAAGGAGAAGGAGAAGUAAAUUCGAUUAGAGUAUACGCUCGAUCCCACUACCAUACUUACAUACGUGUUGAUACAUUUAGGAGUCAGACUCGUAAUACAAUCUGUAUAUUGUAAGCGUGUAAAUCCAUUUGUCUUUCCCGUUUUAUCAGUUGGUGACGCAAGCCCGUCUUUAUUGAGCUUUCGUUUGACCGUCAGUCAACAAAUACUAGAAAGCAAGUAAUAUUUGAUAGUGGCAUGAAAUUCGUCUUUAAGGUAGUUUAAAAAAAUAACCAUAAUAUAUGUUGUAUUUUCGUUAUUAAUAUGAAAAAUGGACGAUGUAAGUAAACAAGAUGAGUGAGUAGAAAUAUAUUUUCUGACUGACGGUCUGUAAAUUUUGUCCAAUGAGUUUAGCUUGAUAACUUGAUUGCUUGAUAUGCUAUUGCCCUGUAGUUAUAAUUCGUUGGUGUUAUCUAAAUUUAAUUGUAUUGACGUUUAAAGUUUCUCGUAGUUAUCUAUUGUAAAAUAUAUUAUACGAUGGCGUUGUCCAUAAUUUUUCGGUUUAAAAUUCCGAUCAGAUAAUAAAAAUCCGUUAUAGGUAAGGUGAGACUCACAGGAGUUGAUAAUCAUUUGAAUAAAUGAUUUAGAAUAUUAAUUAAUGAUAAGCAACAUUAAUAUUUUCAUUCAAUCAUUGUAUUGCUAAGUAUGGAAUGUUUAGUGCUUUUACGGUCAUCAUUGAUGUUCGACUGUAAUUAUUCAUCUAGGGAGCGUUUCAUGACUUUCAAAUUAACACAUCAGAUAGGCUACAUGUAUUAACUUAUUUAUGAUAAUAUACUCAAUUCAUAUAAUAUCUAUAGAAACUUCAAAUCGGACAUUAUAUAGUAUAUAUUAAGACUAGUAUAAUUGAUACCAAAAAUUGGCAAACGUUUAUUAGGCAAACUAAAAAGGGAAGAU